This is a messenger RNA of Drosophila ficusphila, 2438 nucleotides long. RefSeq lists its product as uncharacterized. Bases 306 to 2147 code for a protein of 613 amino acids. NCBI's taxonomy places the organism in Eukaryota, Metazoa, Arthropoda, Insecta, Diptera, Drosophilidae. The record is from RefSeq and is a predicted model, not a curated record. The transcript is spliced from 2 exons.
UAAUAUUAAAUGGUGAAAAACACUUGGAAAGUUUAUAUAUUUAAAUACAUAAACCCGCCAAAAAAGAAGCGAGCCUGCAGUUUAACAUUUCGAAUUCCCCAACGUAACAUUACGCCCAGGUGGCAACGUAGGACACAGCCCGCGCAACAAACGAACCAAAGAGGUGCGAAAGAGCACACACUACAGCACAUGUGACUCGAGAGAGAGAGGGCGAGAAAAAGAGAGGUCGGGAAAAACACGCGUUGUUGGCGAACAUUUUUCCACUGUUUACAAGAUUUUAAAAGGAAAACUAAGUGCGAGAUAAAAUGAUAGGUUCCGGGAGAAAGCGCAAGCAGCAGCUAAAGCCGCGCCAGGAUGAGCACCGGUCGCCGGUGAAGCGACGCAGCGUAGACAUCAAGUCGGAACCUUUGGACGGUUAUCCGGCGUUGGCGGACUACGAUUUGAGCACGGCGGACAUCAAGCCGGAUCUUACGGAAUUGCAGCUGCAGCUGGCGGCAGAGCAGCAGGUGACCACCAGUGUCACUCGCUCAGAAUUGGAUCAGCAAGAGAGCGAUUCCGACGAGGAUGGCUACUCGGAGUUGAAUUACCAGUCGGCAGAUGUCUUUUGUCAAGAUGAGCCCGAUGACUACGAUCCGGAGUGGAGUAGCCAACAGAUGGGCUCGAGACUACUCUUUGAAUUCUCCACCCCCAGCCAACAAACUGGGUUGAAAGCAGCCAAACGCUUUCAGUGCCCGCAGUACUACUUUACCCAGCUGCUGGGCAAUCGUGCCAGUUUCUUUGAAUCUCUGGCUCAAAGCUGUAAUCAAAAGGGGGGAGCAGAAAAAACGAAGCCUACUAAUGCCGAAGAAAUUGCAACCUUUGUUGGCCUCUCCCUGCUAAUGAGUGACCUGAAGCUGGAACACCUCUCCGAUUACUGGAGCAACAACAUGUUCUACGGCUUUGUAGGAUUCAACGAAAAGAUGUCUAUCGAGCGCUACCGCCAGUUGCUAAAGUGCCUAAACUUUGAUGCACUAAAUCCCCAAACGGGAAAGGCAAAGUCGAAGGACUUUCCACUUCUAAACUUCAUUAACGACCGCAUGGCGGAACUGUAUGUUUGUGGCCAGCAACUGGUGCUCAAUGAACCUAUUACGCUUUGGAAGGGUAGAUUCAGUUACCAAGACGAUCUGCCCAAGAAAUUCCGCAACAACUUGCUGCUGCUGCACAUGGUAACCGAGCAGAGUGGCCUGGUGGUGAAGAUUCGGCCGGAGAUUGUGCAACAAAAGGACGCUCAGGCAUGGGUUCGCAAUUCCCGCCAGUUGGUAGAGCACCGAAAUGAGUUGACCCUAAAACUAAUGGAAGAUUUCCAAGGAGGACGGACUGUGUAUGUCUCGAAAUUCUACGGUAGCUAUGGACUGGCCUACGAGCUGGCCAAGAGGAGCACCUACUGCACUGGGCUGCUCGACAGGAACCGAUAUGGCAAUAGCAAAGCUCUCGUGCACCAGCGGUUGGAUUCCAACAGUAUCGCCACCAGCUAUGCCACGUCCUUGAUGAUGGCCAAGUGGCAACGUCGUUCCAAGAGCUUGUAUUUCUUUAGUUCUGACUGUUUGGCCAUUUACGCCAAGGAGUUGUCGUUGCAGAAAAAGAACGCCAGACCCAAGUUGAUUCAGGAGUUGGACUGGCAACUGCAACCUGGCAGCGAGAGUCGCCAGCACCUGAUCCAGUACCAACCCACCUGCCAGGAUCUCCCGGCGGACAAGAAACUGGUCAUCUUCCUGCUCAAUAUUCUCGUGCACAAUGCUUAUUUGCUGUAUUUGGCCAAUGGCCAAGGUCCGCGAGGCGGACACCUUAAAAGCUAUGCCGAGUUCCGUGUGCUGAUCAUCAAGUCGCUGCUAAAGGAAGAAGUGGUUAACGUAGCAGUCAGUCCCCAGAAGUCAAAGGAACAAGAAAAGGUGAAGGAGAAACCGGCGCCCGAGGCCAAGGUAAAGGCUAUACGACACGAACCCGUAAUCAUUCUGCAUAAUGGAAAGCCAGCACGAAAAAACUGCCGCCACUGCCACAAAGGCGGAAUGCUGCAGUUCAGCAAGAUUAUGUGUAACUCCUGUCCGGACAAGCCCGGUCUGUGCCAGGAACCCUGCUUCCGGCUCUGGCAUGACCAGCUCAAAAAGUAACCGAAUAGACAACUAUGUAUACCAACUGAAUAAAUUGAUAAAAGUAAACUUCAAUGGAAGGAGACUUAUAAAUAAAAAAUAUGUUUAAAGCAACAACUGGUUGGAUAUAAGGGAUCCAAUUAAGCAACAAUAAAUUUGAUAUGAAUAAUUUUAUCUUUUCAAGAAAUGGCUUCACUGGCUUCUAAAUAAAUCCUUAAACGAAUUUAAAUGUUAAAUGAAACUACACUAUUUCGGAUCCAAUUUGUUUUUUUAAAACUGUUAAGGUGGCUUCAAGUUGUUAAAGAUUUUUAG